AUGGUACGCUUGGUGGGAUCGAAGCUGCUAGCCAGGCUAUUACUACUGAUAUCGUCCGUCACGUUGAUAUCGCUGAUGGUAUUAACUCGCUGUGGUUUAGGCGGACUAAUAGUUAAAGAAAAUGCAUCGAUCAUCAGUGAUUCUGGCAAUGGGGCAGAGAGCGAUGCUGAAGUCAACUAUGUCGGUGAACGGAAGCCUCCAUUGGCACUCGAAUAUGUUCAGCAGCAAAGCCACUACCAAUCAGAUGCUGAACAACAGCAGAACGGUUACUUGCAAAUGUUGCAACAGCGCGAGGAAGAAAACCUCAAAGAGGUAGCGAAACUGACGGCUGAAAUAAAAGCUUUAAAACUCCAGAUCUUACAGUUGAAAAAUAGAUUAAACAGUGCUGGAAUAGGUAUGCUGCAGGCAGGUGUGGCAGAUGGAACUUCCUACAGUUAUGUAGCAAAUGAUAGUAGCUCGAUGCUAGCUAACGCUAACGCCCAACCGCCCCAAAUGACGCAUGAUUGUACAGCAUUCAUAAGACGGCAGGUGGGAUCGGCCGAGAUAUUGCACGGUUUGCCGCUAAACAACGAGUAUGAGCUAAUCCCAUUCAAUCAUUUCACCUUCAGCCGGGUCUAUCCGAUCGAACUCGGACUCGGAAAACGAGUCGUCGAAAAACCAAUUGGCUACAAAAGAAAGGAUCUUUUGAGCGCUCUAAACAAGGGACUGGAGACCCUCAAUCGGAACAUUUCGGCAGCAACUUUGCGCUACACGUUGGAUGAUUUUAUUGAAGGCAUAUAUCGCAACGAGCCCACAACCGGCACACAGUACGAGCUGUAUUUUCGUACGAAGGAAUUCCAGAAUCGAACUCAACAGCAACAGCAAGUGACGCCACAUCAUGAAUCACACACGCACGGUACCACGAAGCUGAUAGUCAUGCGACCGUUUGCUUCAUUGCAGACAGUGCAGUUCGAAGCUUAUCCCAAACAACACGAAAAAGAAAUCAUUUAUAUUAUCCUUCCGCUCUCCGGCCGCAUCAGUACGUUCCAAAGCUUCAUGGAGAAAUACGUGAAGAUAGCUCUCAAGCAUGAUAGACGUGUACAUCUAACCGUCGUCUAUUUCGGCGAGGAAGGACUAGCGGAGGCGCGAACGAUUAUGACCCGAGUCAUUGGAAUGAAGAACAGUGGAGCCACCAACUCCAACUUGAAGCUGCUCGCACUCAAUGAAACAUUUUCCCGAGCAAAAGCGUUACGAGUGGGAGCGGAAAAUGUGUGGAACUCACAGGCAGGCAAGAACAGCGACAUACUGCUGUUCAUGUGCGAUGUCGAUAUCGUAUUUAGUGCUAAAUUCCUAGAUAGAUGUAGAUGGAACACCAAACCAAACAAAAAGGUAUAUUAUCCAGUGGUCUUCAGUCUUUACAACCCACAUGUCGUCUAUACACUGCAGGGCAAAGAUGUGCCUCCGGAAACGGAUCAGUUGGUCAUCUCGAAAGAUUCGGGGUUUUGGCGAGACUUUGGGUACGGCAUGACCUGUCAGUAUCGCUCCGACUUUUUACGAGUGCGUGGCUUUGACGAGGAGAUCAUCGGUUGGGGCGGAGAAGAUGUGAUGCUAUAUCGCAAGUACGUUCGCUCUCAUAUCAAGGUAAUACGGGCUACCGAUCCGGGAGUUUUCCACAUCUGGCAUCCAAAAGUGUGCACCGGACCGAUUAUGUCGUUAUCCGCUGUCAACCAGCGGCUUACUCCCGACCAGUACCGGGCCUGCAUUCGUUCACGCGCCCUCAACGAAGCUUCACAUGCGCAGCUUGGUUUUCUAGCUUUUCGAGAUGAUAUUGCGGCAAACGAAUAUUUGCUAGCGCAAGGUGCCAAACUUAACCAAGAUUCCAAUGCGACCAAAAGUAACCUCAUCCACUCGGAGAACAGUUUGGUGCAAAACACCACAAUGUACAGCAGAGAUAGCAUCAAGAUUGCUGCAGGACCGAGUGGGACGCUGAGUAGGGGUGUCAAUGGUAAGAAAGCCACAUGA
Molecule: messenger RNA, 2001 nt
Organism: Anopheles marshallii
Lineage: Eukaryota; Metazoa; Arthropoda; Insecta; Diptera; Culicidae
Gene: Csgalnact
Product: chondroitin sulfate N-acetylgalactosaminyltransferase 1
Exons: 3
Coding region: 1-2001 (666 amino acids)
Cellular component (GO): Golgi cisterna membrane
Molecular function (GO): glucuronosyl-N-acetylgalactosaminyl-proteoglycan 4-beta-N-acetylgalactosaminyltransferase activity
Source: RefSeq, a predicted model, not a curated record